AUGGGAAAUCACGAAAGCGUUAAGGCGAAACCGCCGCCAGAGAGGCCACCGAAAAAGAAACUUUCCAAGAAAGAGAAAGCGCGCUUAGAGGCCGAACAAGCGGAGUUGCUGCGCAUUGAAAUGGAGAAGGAGAGACAACGCAAGCUCGAGGAGGAACGCCAGCGCCGGCAAGUCGAAUUCGAACAAGCAAAGCGUCGGCAGAAGGAGGAAAUUCAAGAGAAUAAAAAACGACGUGCUCAACUGCGAAACAGUAUGGACUUCUUUAGUGAAGUACGCGAAGUCACAUCCGGUAUCAAAGCACUCGAGCAGGAGGAACGUGAUUGGGAGCGAUUUAUGCGCUGCAAUGGAUUGCCCAGCGCGAACAGUCCAAGCGAUUUGCGGCGCUACAUACAUCAAUGGCGUAGCGAUAUGGAGCGACGUGAACGCGAAUCACGCAAUUGGCUGUUAAAUACUAACGAACGUACACUACUCACGCAAGAUCUGGAUGCGCCGGAUUUAUCGCGUAAGAGUUUGCGUUUGCGGCAGGGCAAUGCGGGUGAUGUGUAUGCGCAACGUAUACGCGAGGUGUUGGGGAUACUCGCUGAGCUGGAUGAAGCGGUCACCGAUAAGAAGAAACCUGCACAUAUUAUCAGCGAUCUCAUCUGCUUAAAAAUGGAAAUACGCGUGCUGCUGAGCGAGCAUUUGGACGAGUUCACUUAUAAGACUAUGUCGCAUAUUGAUCGCGAUAUGGAGAAUGAUCGUCCGGGCGUCUUCAAACACAUCUACGAGUCCGACGUAUUCAAGAGUCACAUUUGGACUUUCUCAAAGGACGCCCAAAUAUCCGUUAACCCCAAGGCGCGCAUUGGAGAACAGGUUAUCAGCAAUGACAUCGAGUUCCCAGCACUGACACUACAAAUAGCACUACCAAUAUCCGUGGAGCUGCAAAACUCUGCGAUGCGUGGGCUCUGGCUGGACUAUGAUCAUUUUAGCGACUACUGUGAGAGUUUCAAUCCGAAGAGAGCGCUACCGGAACACAUAAAUAUUCUACGCUAUACUAAGAAAGAGUGGCACAAACGUAAAGACAUCUUACAAAAUAUGCUUAAAGACUGCACUAUGGACAGUCCGCUCUCCACAGGCGCUGCCGAUCAAGACAGCUCAACUGGAGGUAAACGCGAACGCAGUUUUGACGUUGAUAAAAUCUAUACCGAAUAUGAGGAGGAACUAAAUAAGGCACGAAGACGUGCUAUCGGUCCAGAGGGUUAUGGGCUCGCCGAAACCGAUGUGAAUCUACGUAAAUAUCGCAUUAUUGGUGGUGUCUACCGCAUAGACUAUCUAGAGACGCCACAACAGGAUAAACGACUCAACGAGCGCUCCUUUAUAAGAACUAUCAUUUCACCAGAUCACUUGAGUCAUAAAGUGUUUUACGAAAACUACAAACCACCACCGCCACCCCAGCCCGGCGUGCGCCGUUUACCUGAGGAAAUUGAAGCGGAGAUGCGCAUGGUUGAAGCGGCACUUGACAAAUUGGCACUGGUCAGCUUGGACUUGCCCGACUCUGUCAUCUGGUUCGAACCACCCAUUGUUUGUCGCUGGGAGACCAACUACGAAACGUUGGAAUCAAACCUGACAGAUGGCACAAAACCACCACUCGGGCAUGCCGUCAACACAACGGCAACACCCACCGAUGUCACACCACUCUCGACCACAACCAAUGCCAGUCCACUCAAGGGCUCACCACGUUUUCCCGCAAAGCUACGUAAACGCAGUUCACAAAAGUCAACAAUGGAAUCUGAAAUGCUGACAGCAGUGGGUGCUGUGCGUGAGGUCACCGACUUCGACCUCUUCAGCAUACCGCGUGGCAUCGACAUCUAUGGUAUGUUGCAAGACUUUGUCGUGCCACGUUUGCCACCUGGCUUCUGCUUGCGUUGGGAGAAGUCAACACCAGUUUUGAGUAGUAAAAUGAUGGUGCGUCAACAGCGCAAGCAAAAGAAAAGACGACAACGUCAAGGCAACACUGGACAACGUUUGGUUAUGUUAGCGCGGCAUCGAAGUGUGAACAGAGCAGAUGAGGAGAUAGCCUUGUGGACGACGUCUGCAACUACGACGGCAAGUGGUUGCUUUAAGGGCGCACUUCAAACGCGUCAAGAAUACAUAACGACCGAGUAUUUGGACUGGGAUGAGCCGCGUGAACUUUUUCCAAUAGUCGAGACGAAAAAGUUGAUUAAAUUUAAAGAUAACACAACGGUCAGCAGCGCUGUGGUCAAGGAGCAGCAGACGGCAAAUACUGGUAGUCAAGAUGAAACCAAGAAGAAUGUGAAUUCCACGAAAAUAAAUAACGUCGAAACAAAGCCACGAAAUGGUGGCGCCGCAAAUGGUAAUGGAAACGGGAAUGGGCAUAGAAAUGGAUUUAAAAAAGAGCUUGGAAAUGUGCAGUCGCUCGAUAAAAACGGUAAUGGGCGCACUAAUGGUGAUAGCGGCGGGACGGAUGCCUCAAGACGCAGUUCUAAGGUAGCAGCUGAGAUUGAACAUAAGAAAGUAGAAGCAGCUCGUCCGAAGAAAACUUAUAUGUUCUCGAAAUUGCUUGAGGAUUUGGAUCGCCUUGGUGAACUGCAGCUGCCACUACAAACGGAUGCGCUCAAAAGAAUUUCGGCUAAUCUGACUUCGCCACCCGCAAACGGCAAAAGUGACGCACGUGCUGUCGCCUCCACUGUCGACGCAGCUGCUGUUGCGGCAGGCGCUAGUGGUGGCCAAGAGGCUCACAGCGAAGCACAGGAAACAUUACAACCGGCAUUCACCUACUAUCCGGGCUUUUCGUUUCUACGUGAUUUGGAUGCAAAAAAUGGCGCAGAUAAUAAAGGCACAAACGGUGCGGCGGCCGGGGAGGAGGAGGACGACGAUGAAGACGAAGCAAGCAGCAGCGAUGAAUAUAAUGAUGAAGAUGACUAUGACGAGGAGGAUGGUUGGAAUGAUGAAGCAUUGCUGGAGAAUUUUGUCGUCGGUGCACGUAAGGAUGUGUCGGUGGCAAAUUUAAAUUCGCUACUCAGUGGUGAUAGUAAAAGUGGUGGAGGAGGUGCUGGAGUAGGUGCAGGAGCAGGUGCUCAAUCGACAGGCAGUCUACAGCAAAUGCUUGACAAGCACAAUCGUAGUGAGAGUGACAGUAGUGAUGGCAAAAAAUACAAAGCAAACAAUCUGAUCGCUCUAACACAAGGCAAAUGGAGUACACGUGAUGUUCACGAUGCCAAAUUUAAUGAGGAAAAGCUUUCGCUACAAUUUCGUACAGGACGUUUGGGCAUAUUUGGUUUGGCACUAAAUCGUUACAGCAACAUGCCGUAUCAAACGUGGGAAAUAAAGCCAGAUUUUAAAAGUCCCGGCACGAUUUUCUUCAGUUUCACCGCCUCCAUUAUAAGCCUCGAUAUGAACAUAACUUCAACGGGUUAUUGCGUCAAUAAUUUUCAAGGUGGCAGCACACCAGGGAUCAAUGAUCUUAUAGGCAAAACGCUCUCGCUUGCUGAACUCAAGUCGACACUCAUCGCAGCGGCCGUAGAUAUUUUUCCAGAACCCGAUACGUUUUGCUACACCGAAGGUACUUGUGAGAAGAAUUUCGUCAUGGAAAUGCAUUUGUAUGCGUGUAUGUCGACGUUGGUGCAAUCGCACAAUUUCAGUUGGUCCCGUUGGAAUCUGCUGGCGGGUAGUCGUACGAUUGUGCUGCUUAUGCGAGAGCUAAUCGAAGGCAAGAAAGUGCCAUAUCAUUCCACUCUGUUGGUGACACCUCUUAAGAGCGCCAUUAUCGACUGCACGGAGGUUUCACCGAGUUUCAAUUCAGCCGGCAUUGCUGGCAUGGAAUACUAUGCCGAUCUCUAUCAGCUGUCGCAAGUUUAUGCGCUUCCCAGCAGCCUCGAGAAGCAAAGGAAUAUGGAUCCAAUGUUGCGUGAGAAUGUGGCGCGCAUAUUAAUGGCUAUAAGACCGUUGAGCUUUUGUUAGAGAUCUAUAACCUUGUAA
Messenger RNA from Ceratitis capitata (Mediterranean fruit fly), 3978 nucleotides. Its product is annotated as protein CASC1. The coding region runs from base 1 to 3960 and encodes 1319 amino acids. The record is from RefSeq and is a predicted model, not a curated record. The transcript has 14 exons. Lineage: Eukaryota; Metazoa; Arthropoda; Insecta; Diptera; Tephritidae. Gene Ontology annotation, molecular function: microtubule binding; beta-tubulin binding.